This is a messenger RNA of Paramecium octaurelia, 2160 nucleotides long. The record is from the annotation of a GenBank genome assembly. Lineage: Eukaryota; Ciliophora; Oligohymenophorea; Peniculida; Parameciidae.
AUGAUUAAAUUUGCAACAAGAACCAUUAAUUAAUUUAUGCAACAAUAAAAAGAUUUAUUUGCUCACUACAAGCAGCCAUCAAUUAAAGAGGACUCUUACGUAACAGGCUUGAAACUUGCCAAUUCUUUGAAGGGAAGUGAAUUAGUCCCAUUCAUUCCUAUAAAUGGCAGAUAAGUGAAGUAUGGUAUAGGUUUUAAAUGCAAGCUUUUAUUAUUGUGGUCCCACAGUCUACAGCAACUCCCAUUUGGGCCAUGCAAGGUAAUGCUAUAAUUGAUAGUUUAUAGAACAUAUUUGGGAAUUGAUGUAAUAAGAAGAACCUUAAGAGAUUACUUUAAUUAUGAUCUUUUGAGUGUUAUGAAUAUCACAGACAUAGAUGAUAAAAUUAUUAACGGAGCAAAAUAAGCCAAAUAAGACUUUCUUGAAUUCACAAAGGUUUGGGAGAAGGACUUCUUUUCCGCCAUGGAAGCACUCAAUAUAGAAUUGCCUGAUGUAAUAACUAGAGUCAGCGAUUAUGUUCCAGAGAUUGUGACAUUCAUUGAGAAGAUUAUUGCUAAUGGAUAUGCUUACGAGAGUAAUGGAAGUGUGUAUUUCGAUGUUCAUAAAUAUUUGGCUGAUGGAGUAAAUAUUUCAUUUUAUAUUGCAGCAUACAUAUCCUAAAAUGAGACCAGAGAUGAAUGCUGAUUUAUUACAAGAGGGUGAAGGGGAAUCAUAAGCCAACAAAUAAUCAGAAAAAAGAAGUCCCAAUGAUUUUGCUUUAUGGAAGGCCAGCAAACCAGAGGAACCCAAAUGGCCUAGUCCAUGGGGAGAAGGUAGACCAGGAUGGCACAUUGAAUGCUCAGUUAUGGCUAGUGCUAUUUUGGGCAAUCCUAUUGAUUUGCAUGCAGGUGGCAUUGAUUUGAUAUUCCCUCAUCAUGAUAACUCUCUUGCACAAGCUGAGGCAUGUUUCAAUUGCGAUCAAUGGAUCAAUUAUUUUAUUCAUCUUGGUCAUCUUAAUAUAGCUGAUCGUAAAAUGUCUAAAUCUCUUAAGAAUUUCCUCACCAUUGAGGAAGUCCUCAAGAGAUAUACUCCUCGAUAGAUCAGAUUAAAUUUUGCAAUCCAUCAAUAUGAUGCAGUGAUGAACUAUUCUGAAGAGCAAGUUGAAUAGGCUAUUUCAAAAGACAAGGCUUAUCAAGAAUUCUUCCAAAAUACUAAGAUCUAUUUGAGAGAAUCCGAAGUCACAGGUCCUUAGAAGUGGACUUAAAAUGACUUUUAAAUCAGUAAUUUACUAAGAAAUACUAAAUAAAUUGUCCAUGCAGCUUUGCUUAAGAAUUUUGAUUUCCCAACUGUUGUAGAUGCAAUUGACAAAUUAAUUAACUAAGUUAAUGUACAAAUCGCAGGCAAAACAGUCAAAGCCCCAUUAGUUCAAAGUGUUGUUCAAUAUGUCGAUUUUAUUUUGGGAGUACUAUAUUUGUUAAUGAAUUUAGUUAUUAGGACUCAAUUAUUUAAUCUAAAAUAAUAAUUAGACAGAAAUCAAGUCAAUAAUGGCUGAAGUAUGCUCCAUUAGAGACUAAGUGAAAUUGGCUGCUAGGAAGGGGGAGUUUGAAGCAAUUUCAAAUAUAGUCACUUUGAAGCAAUUCUAGUAUGAGAAGAACUUAUCAAAUGGAAUUGUGGAUUACAUCAACCAAUUUUAAUAACAGGUCUUGGCUGCUUCUUAAGAAAAGAAUAAAUAGCAAUUGUUUUCAUUAUGUGACAAACUGAGAGACGAAUAAUUAUUUGAGUUAGGAAUUAAGAUAGAAGAUAAAGAUAAAGAUCAAGUAUAAUAUUACAUAAUAUAAUAAGCCAUCCAUUUGGAAAUAAUAUGAUCCAAAGGAAUUGAAAUUGGAGAAAGAACAAUAAUAAAAAUUGAUUCAACAAAAAGAAUUGAUUAAGAAGAAGGAAGAAGAGAAAAAGAAAUAAGAGGAGUUAGAGAAAUUAGAAAAGGCAAAGAUUCAUCCCAAAGACAUGUUCCUAUCUUAAGUAGAUAAAUACUCAGAGUUUGAUGAAAAAGGCAUACCAGUUAAAGAUAAGGAGGGAAAUGAAUUAUCCAAAAAAUAGAAAAAGGUUGUUUAGGAACUAUGGGAAAAACAAAAUAAGAUUCAUAAUCAAUAUUUAGAGACAUUAAAGAAAUAAUAAUAAUAAUGA